GAAAAAUGGCAUACCAGACAAUCCGACAGGAAUAUUUACAGAUUCCUGUGGUCACCCGAGCUUAUACGACUGCUUGUGUACUUACUACAGCCGCCGUGCAAUUAGAACUCAUCACACCUUUCCAGCUCUACUUCAACCCAGAUUUAAUACUGAGGAAUUAUCAGGUAUGGCGGCUAAUAACCAACUUUUUAUUUUUUGGUCCAGUUGGAUUCAACUUCUUGUUCAACAUGAUAUUUUUGUACCGAUACUGUCGGAUGCUGGAGGAGGGCUCUUUCAGAGGAAGAACCGCUGAUUUUGUCUUUAUGUUCCUCUUCGGUGGCCUUCUCAUGACUAUAUUUGGCACAUUCGUGAACCUUGUUUUUUUAGGCCAGGCUUUUACCAUCAUGCUGGUGUACAUCUGGAGCCGGAGGAACCCAAACGUGCGCAUGAAUUUCUUCGGUCUUCUGAAUUUCCAGGCACCCUUUCUUCCAUGGGUGCUGAUGGGAUUCUCUCUGCUGCUGGGAAACUCCAUCAUUGUCGAUCUUUUAGGCAUUGCAGUGGGACAUGUGUACUAUUUUCUGGAGGAUGUGUUUCCCAACCAACCAGGUGGUGGCAGAUGGCUGAGGACUCCCUCUAUCCUUAAGAUGCUGUUUGACACACCUGAAGAAGAUGCCAACUACAACCCUCUCCCUGAGGAUCGUCCUGGGGGCUUCGCCUGGGGUGAGGGUCAGCGGCUGGGAGGAUAAACUCAGCACCUCCUGUGCCUGAAUCUUCACGGACAUCUCAGAGAGCAAGAGAAAAAAAAAUCCUCUCUUUUUUUUCCUUCUUGUUUCUCUCGUGUACAAAAGAACCGAAUGCUCCACUCACAGAGCAAGACACGGAGACUUGCAGUUUGUGUGCACUGAGAUCACAUGCCUCCAAAUGUCUGCAAGACCCAUAAUGCUCCUCCGACUGUGGAAAUGGGUUUAACAAAAGAACUGACUUUUUGAUAAGUUGCUGUCCUGUACAACAGCCAUUACAAAUCCAGCAGCUGUGAAAGACAAAUACAGUAUAUAUUGAUAGCCACCAUUUUACUUGUUUUCUUUUUUUUUUUUAAUAAAUGUAUGUACGUUUCAGAGUA
Danio rerio (zebrafish) is the source of this 1099-nucleotide messenger RNA. It is a transcript of the gene derl2, whose product is annotated as derlin 2. Gene Ontology annotation, biological process: proteasomal protein catabolic process; cellular response to stress. Gene Ontology annotation, cellular component: endoplasmic reticulum membrane. Lineage: Eukaryota; Metazoa; Chordata; Actinopteri; Cypriniformes; Danionidae. The record is from RefSeq and is marked provisional.